CACACUCAUCCCUUAGAAGCGCUGAUAGAUGAGUGACAGACGUCCAAACCCACCAGGGUGGGUUCCACCAAGGGCCCCAUACAACCCGUACGAUCCUUCUGACAAGAGACCACCGCAAGGUUACCCAUCUGAGUUCACGACGCCGGGCGGACACUACAACCAGCUGAAGGAGACCAUGAAGAAGCUCCAGUACCACUCGAUACCGCAGAGCGAGAUCUACCCUGGCCAGUUCAAACAGCUGAGAAGAGUGCAGAACUACUCCAAGUUCUACAGAGGCGCGUCGCUGGCCGUUAAGGUCGGAACAGCUGGCGUCGUGGUGUACUCCAUGUUCAUACACAAGUGGGAGGGUGACAACGUCUUCUCCCGCUUCUACCAGUGGCGGUGCCGUGUCCAGGCGAUGCUCUUCGGCAUCAACGCUGUGAAGCCCGAGGACGUGAACCCGGCUAAGCAGAUGAGACUGGGUAACGCUGACGUCGAUACCAACAUCGACUCCAGCGUGGGACUGCAGAGACCUCACAAGAAGCACAUGCUGGAAGCGGAGAGAAGGAAACAGCUGGAAGAACUACAGUGAUCUCCAUCUCCACGGCCUAUUUAUCUAUUUAUCCAUCCCCAUUUGUAUAUAUAUCGCCCAUCAGCUUCUCUCCAUAGCCCUGUAUAGAUGCUAAUCGUCUCCAUGGCGAUGGCCCUGUAUAUAUGUUAACC
Williopsis jadinii is the source of this 702-nucleotide messenger RNA. RefSeq lists its product as uncharacterized. The record is from RefSeq and is a predicted model, not a curated record. The transcript has a single exon. NCBI's taxonomy places the organism in Eukaryota, Fungi, Ascomycota, Saccharomycetes, Phaffomycetales, Wickerhamomycetaceae. Bases 29 to 571 code for a protein of 180 amino acids.